AUGGCAGGCGCAGACCUCUCCGCCGCUGUCCACGCUCACCUGCGCGCCAACCAGCGCCGAUCCGCUGCGAAGAGCGGCGCUGGCCACACCUGGGGCUCGCGCCAGGCUGGCGAGGCGGAGGGCGCGCCUCCGGCGGCCGCCGCCGCAGCGGCAGCCGCGAGAGAGUGGGACAGCUUUGACCCUGUGCCGCCCGAGGUCGACGGAGCGAGUGGAAGCAGCCGCGCGCCCAAGCGCUCGCGUCGCAAGGGACCUCCGCCGGCAGCCUCACCCGCACAGCUGCACGCGGCCGGCUUUGCAGUCGGCAAACGCCUGUCAUGGCGGCGGCGGUGA
Messenger RNA from Emiliania huxleyi CCMP1516, 330 nucleotides. RefSeq lists its product as hypothetical. Bases 1 to 330 code for a protein of 109 amino acids. NCBI's taxonomy places the organism in Eukaryota, Haptophyta, Isochrysidales, Noelaerhabdaceae. The record is from RefSeq and is a predicted model, not a curated record. The transcript has 2 exons.